CCUAGGAAAUCCUUUGUUUUUCUAAAAUGUGGAAUAAAGAAAAUCUCUCAUAAAACCUCGGCUUCUCCCCUAGAAGUGAAAAACCGAAUCACUGGUCCAAAGUUUCCAGUAAUUCACGUGUUGGUGUCGGGGGAAGAAGAAGGCAGGUGAGAAACAAAAGAUAUAAAAAAUAAGAAGAUAAAGAAUUUCUAGCACUGCAAAUGGAGAUGAAUAUUAUUCAUAAUUCAUUACUUCUCCUCUUCAUCGUCCUCACCUUUGUUUUAACAUUUACGAAUUCUCAUAGAGAUACAGCUUAUUAUGAUGAUUAUAUGAAGAAAAGGGCUAAAGAUGCUUUGGAGGAUUCGUUCAAGGCGUAUAACCCUAAUCCUGAGGAACUCACCGAUCAAUUUAAUGGACAAGUUGGGGAGGUAUUGAUACAUGGAAAUGUCACAAGGAGGCACCUAAAAGAAGGUGACUGCAAGGCAACAAAUCCCAUUGAUAGAUGCUGGAGGUGCGAUCCUAACUGGGCUAGAAACAGAAAAAGGCUAGCAGAUUGCGCUCAGGGUUUCGGCCGCCACACGACCGGUGGGAGAGAUGGGCUUUAUUAUGUUGUCAACAAUCCUUCGGACGACGAUAUGCAGAACCCUAAACCUGGUACCCUUCGCCAUGCAGUGAUUCAAGAUGUGCCAUUAUGGAUAAUCUUUAAACACAGUAUGGUUAUCAGACUCCAACAAGAACUCAUUUUCACUAGUAACAAGACAAUUGACGGUAGAGGAGUAGAAGUCCAUAUUGCCCAUGGGGCUGGAAUUACUCUCCAAUUUGUGAAGAAUAUUAUAAUCCACAAUAUUAAAAUUCAUCAUAUUGUUCCUGCACCUGGUGGCUUAAUCAGGGAUUCAGCUGAUCAUUUUGGGCUUCGGGCAAGAAGUGAUGGAGAUGGGAUUUCCGUGUUUGGAGCAAGCAAUAUUUGGAUUGACCAUGUUUCUUUGUCAAAGUGUACUGAUGGCCUCAUUGAUGCUAUCAUGGCUUCAACAGCUAUUACUAUCUCCAAUUGCAAAUUCAAUAAUCAUGAUGAUGUAAUGCUGUUAGGCGCAAAUGAUGAACACGGUAGAGAUGUAAUCAUGCAGACUACAGUUGCAUUUAAUCGUUUUGGAAAGGGUUUGAUUCAAAGGAUGCCGAGGUGUCGAUGGGGGUUCUUCCAUAUCGUCAAUAAUGACUAUUCUCAGUGGCAAAUGUACGCCAUUGGCGGCAGCUCCCAUCCCACCAUUAUCAGCCAAGGCAACAGAUUCAGGGCCUCAAAUCAUCCUUUCACCAAGCAGGUGACAAAGAGGCAAGAAGCUGAGGAGAGUGAGUGGAUGAAAUGGCAAUGGAGAUCGGAGGGAGACAAGUUUCUAAAUGGAGCCUACUUUGUUGAGUCAGGGCCACCAAUUAAGCACACGAUAAUGUAUCCACUGAAUUUGAAACAUAAGAAUAUGAUGAAAUUCAGGCCGGGAUCAUAUGCUGGCCGGCUCACACGAUACGCCGGUGCAAUCAACUGCAAAGUUGGCGAACUCUGUUGAAAUUAUUUAAUUUAUUUUGAACAUCUUUAUGCAGUGUAACAGCUGUCAAUAUUAUAAAAUGAGGAAGGAAGAGGAAGAAGAAUAAGAGAAAUAUAUUACCAUUUUUUU
Messenger RNA from Olea europaea var. sylvestris, 1643 nucleotides. RefSeq names its product pectate lyase-like. Lineage: Eukaryota; Viridiplantae; Streptophyta; Magnoliopsida; Lamiales; Oleaceae. The coding region runs from base 201 to 1535 and encodes 444 amino acids. The record is from RefSeq and is a predicted model, not a curated record. Gene Ontology annotation, molecular function: pectate lyase activity. The transcript has 4 exons.